This is a messenger RNA of Mercenaria mercenaria, 8494 nucleotides long. RefSeq lists its product as uncharacterized. NCBI's taxonomy places the organism in Eukaryota, Metazoa, Mollusca, Bivalvia, Venerida, Veneridae. The coding region runs from base 340 to 3417 and encodes 1025 amino acids. Gene Ontology annotation, molecular function: protein binding. The transcript is spliced from 5 exons. The record is from RefSeq and is a predicted model, not a curated record.
AUUUAAUGGCCGACAACAUUUUUUCUAGAAUAUAGAAGGAUUAUUCUUAAUCAAAACAAGCAGGUGGCCAAAAUAAUGGUGGUGUAUAUAUUGUGAUUAUUUUAGAGGAUUUUUCCAGUAGAAUUCAUACUGUUGUGUUAUAACAACGCCGCCGUGACCACCACCAUCAUCAUCAUCAUCAACAACAUUUUACAUACAAAAGUAUUACAAAAGGAAGUAGCAAACAAUGGAUGUUCACAUAACCAAUCUCAGAUGGUGCAAGAGAAAAAAUAUAAAGGAAGGAGAACAGACAGCUAGGAAAUUUCUCUAAAGCAAGAUUCUGUUUGCAGGAGAUUAAAUAUGUCAGACAAUAGUUUUAAUCACACAUUAUCUCUUACACUGUCUAAUGUUCUAAGCCAUAUUGGUAUAAAUGAGAAGGCAGUAUCAAAAUGCAGGAGAGUCUCGAUGUUGAGGGACUCCAUGUCCUCUACUACACAGAAAAUGCUGAACCAAACAAAGUUGAAAAUUUAUGAUAUUGGUAGUAUAUCAGAAGGAACAACAACCUUAGGACUUCAUUCAGAUACAGAUGUUGUUCUAUGCAAUGAAGAUCUUAACAUCAUAAAUGACUUGAAUGAUUGGAAACCUGGGAAGCAUAAUCUCUUGAUAGUUCAGGAUGACACCACAGCACCUGGUUAUUGUAAACUACAGCUCUUCAGGGACAAUUAUUUUCUCCCUGUUAGCUUAGAUUUAGAAAUGAAACAUACUACCAUAGGUAAACAUUGGAGAUUGCAAGAACUGACACACAGUGUUACAUCAACAUAUAACCAUGGACCUGCAUACCUUGAACAGGCAUUGAUCCAUUUUUCACAGCCAGUUCACAUACAUUCCUGUAGACCUGAAUCAGACGUUAUACUAGCAUUUCGCUGUAAUUCACUACCAGCUGCAGCACAAUCCUGGCUAAAGAGGCAAGGAAUAGGAAGCUGGCCUUCAUCAGAUUUAAGACAAUCUGCUACCAAUUCUGGAUGUUUCUUAGUUCCAGUGGGAAUGCCUGAAGAAGGAAUGGAAUGGAGAAUAUCAACAAGUUUGUUUGAAAGACAUUUGAUGUCCAAAUUAAACAUCACACAGAUAAAAUGUUACGUACUGAUGAAAAUGAUUGUUAAAACAUUUAUAACUCCUUUUCAUCAAGGCUCAAUUUCAAUUUAUCAUAUUAAAACAGUAUUAUUCCACUGCAUUCAAAUGACAAAUGAAAAGAAUUGGAAGGAAAACAAUUUGGUCACCUGUCUUGAAAAAACCCUCUGGCUGUUAUAUUAUUUUUUCUCAAAUAAAAACUGCCCACAUUUUAUCAUAUAUGGACAAAAUCUAUUGAGAAGAUACCUUGAUGAAAAUUCAACGCACUAUGACCAGCUUCUUGACACUAUCAGUAAUAUAAUAGAAAGCAAAGGCACAGCAUUAUUGUCCAUUCAAAUUGAUGACCUAGGCAUGCGGCUUCAAAUAAGAUUAAGCAGUAACUUAUCAAUACCAUCUACACAAAACUACUUACCAAUGGUCUUAGAUUAUCAGCUAGCUGAAAGUAUUACUUGGUAUUACAAACAAGUUCUAGAAACAGUAUUGUAUAGUAGUUCAUUGACAGUCAUACACCAGAUAAAGAAAUGCAUGCAUGAUUUGGUCAGUAUCUACAGAGAAGGAAAUAAAAUUGAAAAGGAAGCAUGCACAUACCUUGCACCUCUGUUCAGUUCUAUGGUAGGAUCUGCAAUAGCAUCAGAAGAUAUUGAAACAAAUAACAUUAUAUCACAAGAAGCAUACACCUGGUUGUCAGUUGGUAAAAACUCGGAUGUAUCAUCUGGAAGGCUCAAACUUGCAUCAGCUUUGUAUUGUGCUGGGGACUUGACUGGUUCAGAAAGCCUUCUGAGAGAGACUUUGCGCGAGUAUAGUUGUAAUAAUGCACAGCCAGUUUGUAGCUGUACAACAAGGAUGUUAAGGUACAACUACAAAAGUACAGACUCUAUUAAAGAGAGCACAGCAUAUUGCAUCCUAUUCUUGCGAUGUGAGGAGAACUGCGUUCCACAAGAGUUGAGGUAUGAAAUGUUUAGAUCAUCACAAGAUGAUAUGCUUCCCAGAUACAAACACCACUACUGGAUGGACUGUGCUGCAGUUGAUUCCCUUCCAUACCUGUACUUCCUACAGUACAAGGUCUAUAAACAGCUUGGAAGAGAUGUGGAGAAGAAAAGGGCACUUACAACCCUUGCUGACAUCACAGACACAGAACCAAACUUGGGUCACAAAGAAACAGCACUGAAUUUACUAGGGCAGUGCAUGGAACAAGAGAACAGACUUGAUGAUGCAUUAUGCUACUACAUGCUCUCACUACAAGUACGUGAGAGAAACAAUGCUGUAAACAUACACAUAUGCCGGCUGCUUGCAAAAAUACAGAUUCAAAGAACCUACGAUGUCAAUUCAUUAAACACAUCAUGUGGAAGAGAAGAACAGCGGCACAAUUUAUCAAACUUAACAGCAACUUCUUCUGAAGGACAGCCAGAUGUACAAAGUGCUUGUGGGCAUCAGAGUUCAAAUCUUUUCAAAAAGGGUUUUGAAAACACUCUUAAUGAAAGACUGGUAGAUGAUAUGUCUGUAAAGAUGAAGUCAGUUGGAGCAAUAGUUUAUGAAGGUGUAAGAGGGACCGUGUUCAGGGUUGGCAGCAAAUACAUCAUGACUGCCUUGCAUGUAGUCACUGGGAUUACAAAUCCAAGAAAACGUCAGGAUAUUCCAGAGAAUGACUGGUCAAAACUUGAAGAACCAACUGUGUGGGUUACUUUUGCUGCACAACAUUGGGACCUACAGAGCCCUCCAUUUUACCUUAAACGAGAUGUAAUAUUCAUGGACAAAAGGUUAGAUGUUGCUGUAGUUGAACUUAAACCCGGAAAUGUUUUACCCCAGAAGCUUAAACUUAGCAAGGAAAUCGGGCAAAUUGAACAUGUGAACCUGAUCGGAUUUGGUCAUCCAACUGAUCCUAGGAAACAAUUAGAUCCAAAGUGUGAAGUUGUUACAAUGACAGAUCAGUUGUUCAGACGAAUCCAGACAGAGAGUGAGAACAUUUUACAGAGGUAUUCUUUGAGAACUGUUCUACCACUGCAUGGUCUUGAUCCAAAUCUACUGACUGGAAGCUACAAUGAUUUAUUUGAGAGGGAAAAAUUUGUCUGCCAUGCUGCAAUGGAACAUGGUGCAUCCGGAGCACCUGCAAUAGCAGAAAAUGAAGUUGUUGGACUCUUUGUCAAAGGAUUACCAAAGUUUUACUAUGAGCUUAAAAGCAGAGCAUCUACAGCACAAUAUGUACAACACUUUCCAAACCACCUAAAAUUUGAAUUGUGUAGCAAGACAGAAUACAUCUACAGAAUUUUGAGACAUACAAACCCUAUGCUAGCAGAAAAUCUGUUUGACUGAAAUGAUAAACUGUUUUUGAAUAUUUGUCACUGGGUGAGAAAAUGUGCAGUCAGUCUGAGGCUUGAACCCGAGUCCCCUCGCUUACAGGGUGAGUGCUCUAAGGAGUGAGCUUACUAGCUGCCUGACACAUAUUCUCCCCUUAUGUGACUUAAGUCCGUGAUAUACACCCCCACAAAUUGGAAAUUUGUCGCCGAAUUCCAUUGGUACAUAAUAUUACAAGCCUCAUAAGACUGACCAAGCAAACAUCCCAUGGUGCCAUGUUGGGCACAAAAUGUCUGAGGGUGAGUAAAAUGUGCGGCCAGACCUGCACUCAAACCCAGGGCCUCGGAAUGACAUAGCUCUAAUGACACAGCUACCCGGCUAUUUACACAUUUUCUUCCCGUCCUAUACCACAACAUAUUUUUUGAACUUCAUUUUUUAACAGCUAAGUGAAUGUCUAUUCCUGAAUUGUUGUCACAUAAUUAUAGUAAGAACAUAUAAAUAUCAAGCAAAAAGUGAAGUAAUGAAUAUUAAAUGUGAUUUUUUCAAUGUAUUUUAGCAUUUACUUCAUUAGGUAAAGAUAUAAUAUUUGCUUGCAAUUUUAGAUCUGAGGAGAAAGUAACAUUUAAAGAAAAUUUGUGUGUAUGAGCAUGUAGUGUGUGUGUGUGCAGGGAUAAUGUUGCAGUGGGUGGUCACAGGUAGGGUGGUCUGUGAUGUGGCAAUGACUGAAAAAUGACAUGGUGUGGUGUGUGUGUGUGUGUGUGUGUGGUGGGGGGGGAGGGGUAAUGUGAAUUGUUGCACUCUGCACAUUGCCUCAUCACUACCUAUAUUCCAAGUUUCUAGUCAAUACCUUGAAUAGUUUUUAAAUUGUGCUAAAAACAUGAUAAAUUACAGAUUUGACAUUUCAGAUCAGUGUGUUCCCUUAACCUUUGACCUACAGAUCAGAGUCAUGCGCUAUUGGCUUUUAAGUUAUGCUUGGGACACAAAAUAUGACAAAUAGAUUUACCUUUGGACUCAAUUGUGUCCUUGACCUUUGACCUACCAGUUCAUAUGUUCUGCUCAUUGUCUCAUUGCCGCGAGCCUUUAUGCCAAGGUUACGUUAAUAACUUGAAAGAUUAUUUAGUUAUACUCAAGACAUGAAAAGUGAAACACUGGCAUAUAAAGAUAAUGCCUAGUGUUAUGAAUGGAAAACCAUUGACCAAAUGUUUCAACAUAAAAAAUUGAAUAUUCUUACUGACUAGGAUAGCACAUUAAAAAUUUAAAUUAGUUUCUCGGUCAUGUCAGUAUUUGCAUAUUCAAUGGAGGAUAACACCAUAUUUUAAACAAUUAUGCAUUUCCUGUGGCAAAUAAAUUCCUAGUGUAUUUUUUGAAAAAGCUGUUGAUAUGUGGUACAGACAGUUUAUUCAUUUAUAAUUUCAACAAUAUAAAGUACUUUGUACUGUCUGGUUGUCAUCUUUGAAAAAUAAUAUACAUGUGAUACAACUGAUAUAGCAAAAAGUUAAAGGCUUAAUAUUUUGGUGAUUAGACAUAUUUCAAGUUUUGCAAUGCUUGAUAUAUUUUUUUCAAAAUCUACAAACAUCUUAUUCUGGGAUUAGAAAAGUUGUUAUUAUACCCCCUAUCAUUCACAUGUAAUUUAAUAGUUCAUUGUAAUUAACUUGAAAUCUGAUAAAUCACUGGUUGGCAAAGUUAAUGAUUAAAGGUACUUGGACUAUAAGCCCUACAUCUGCAGUCAGGUUUGGACUUUAAAUUUCAUCUAUCAAAUUAAUUUUGCCAACUAGACACAAAAGUGAAAAUCAGUCUGUAAUCUAAGCCUUUACACAUGAUUGGCAUAUUACUUCUGCUGACUAAGGAUUAUUAUUCAUGGAAAUAUAACAACAUGAAACAUUCCUUCAUUUACAUGACAUCAGAUUUAUCCCAUUAAAUAAUCAUUGACCAUUUUUGUUCACUGUCAAUGAUUAUGCCAGUCACAUGAACUAUAGAAAUCCUUUAAAAAAAUAAAGUUUAAGAAAAUAAAACUGGUUGGGUAGCCAUGAAAAAACAGAUGGCUGAUAAUAAAUAAAUAAAUAAAUAAAUAAAUAAAUAAAUAAAAACCAAGCAAUUACUUUAUAAUGCCCUUAUCCAUCUUUGAUUCAAAUUAUCCGUUGCAUCCGUUGCCCACGGGCAACAUGUCAAGCCUGCCAGCUGUCAAGAUCUGACAUGACCUUUGACCUCCAACUUUUACUUUUACUUUUGAGAUAGGAACCUGGGGUUUGGGCAUUACAAUCUGUCUCGCUGAGGUUAACAUUCAUGCCAAACAAGAUUAAUCCUUGCAUGUUAAAGUUAUGGUACGGACAAGCUGUCAAGAUCUGACAUGAUCUUUGACCUCCAACUGUGACCUUGACCAUUGAGAUAGUAACCUGGGAUUUGCGCAGGACACUGUCUCACUGAGGUUAACAUACAUGCCAAAUAUAAACAAUAUUGCUCUAUGCAUGUCAAGUUAUGGUCCAGACAAAUAAAUCCGGAUGGACCCACGCACACCGAACAGCCAUUUGGAUGACUGUCCUCACUUCCGCAAGCGGGCUCAACAAAAAUGGGGAUUUUGUUUGACUUUGGUGAAAUUGAGCAAUGUGUGUGCAUGUGCAUGUGCAGAGAUAUCCAACAAACUGGGAGGAUGUCUGUAUUUCUUUACCUGAAUAUUUUAUAUUUGUUUUCCGGUACAUUUACUUUACAUAUCAUUUAUGCUGUCUGUGUAACUAUGUAAAUAUAUGUAGUCAUAUUAAAACAGAAAGUGGGAGGGAUCGGGUUAAAAUGGCUUACUACUUACAAAAAAUCACCAGUUAUAUGUUAAGGUAUAAAUUUCAAAGUAUUAAAAUAUCAGGAUUUCUAAAAACUUGACCUGUUGUUUAUUUUUGAUGUGACAGCUCAUUUAUCUGUAAUUAUGUCAACAUUUCAAACAUAUUUGAUUUAGGAAUAUUCCCUCCCUUUGUCAACAUUCUAUUUCAGAAAUGUUGAUUUUUGUUUCUGCUAUUAGAGGAUAUAUAGCCUUAGAUUUUAUUAUUUUAUUCAACCCAGUUAGUAAAUACAAUGUCAAAAGACAUAAAUUUAAUAUUUUUAAUCAUAUGAAAGCUUUUCCAGCUGAAACAUCUUUUUUUUAUCUUUCUUUACCUAUUAUAGUCGAAUCCGACGUAUACAGUUUGUUUUAUAUUGUGACGGUCAAACUGUAGACCAAGUAAAUUCAAACAAAGUUGCCUAUACUUAAAUGAGUCGAUGUCAAAGUUUUAUUACACUUUAAGUGUAAUACCAAAAUUGUGUAAUGGCUUUAUUUCACUCUCUCAGGUCAAAUGUGAUAAAAAAAGUCUUAUCCGUUUUUAUCAAAGGUCCAAAUUAAUGUGUCCAUAAGGGACUAUAUCAUUUAAUGAAUUUUCUUUUAAUUUCAGCAUGUUGUGAAGGAAACAUACCUAACCCUGACCCUGCUAAAUUUCUAUAAUGAACUUGUUCAUCUUUCAGUUUGGACAGUAACAUUAACUGUUAAAGAGUGCUAAAUACCAAAAAAUAUGGAUGGCAAAAAGUGCAGAUUAUGAUUAGACUGGACGGAUGUGCAGGCUGAUCAUGAUCUACACUAGUCGCAAAGGCAGAAUCAAUCGUGCUUAGCAUGAUAAGGGCUAAUUAGGUCAUGAUAUAAGGGGAAAACAGCAAGAUCUGCUUUUCACCUAGCUUAUUUCAUUUCGAAAUAUUGUAAUGCUAUAUUGAAGCAAUAAAUUGAUGUUACCAUUAAAAACAACAACUGUACAUAAUGCUACCUUUUUUGCCUGAUUAAAAAUAGUGAGAAUAAACUGCAAAAGUGCUUUUAAUAAACAAUAAACAUUUUCACAGCAGACAACUCUUUCACUAACAGACUUCAUUUAGUUAUGUCCCUUGGUAUUCAGGAUUGUAAAACACUUUAGAUAUCAUAAAACUGUGCAAACAUCUGCUGAGGCAAAAUAUGUUUACUUUAAACAAUAGCAAUAAAUGAUUAUACAUGAUAAUAUGUUCAUUUAUUUAACUGCCAGUGAUAUAAAACCAGAAUCUUUAAUGACUGAGUUCAAAAAGGCAUGGAAAUUUAUUUGUUCUCUAAUAUCUGCUGUUAUUGUUGUCUCAUGAAAUGUUAGCAUCUUUCUUGCAAACAAUGGUAAGCAUUCUGUAAGAUCAUAUUGAUAAUGUUCUAAAAAAAUGUAAUUCAAAACUUUAUCUCCUCAAAAGAAAAAAAAAUACUUCUUAGACAUUCCUAUUAGAAAACUGUUUUUCAAUGUGUAUAUAUUACCUCAUUUAGAUUAUUGCUGUUCUGUUUGGGGAAACUGUAACUCAGAACGGGCUGAUUCCAUUCUCAAAUUUCAGAAGAGAGCGGCUAGGAUUAUCCUGGACACAAAAUUAGAUGCACCCUCUGAGGAACUGUUUAUUAAACUAAACUGGAUGAAAUUCCCAGAGCGAGUCAAAUACAAACAGUCAAUUAUGGUUUAUAAGUCUGUCAACAAUAUAUGCCCUCAAUACCUACAAGAUAAAUUUACUCACACCCAUACUAUUCACAAACGAGUCUAAGAUCAACUGACUCAGAACUUGACUUGUAUCCCCCUAAACCAAGAUUAGAAUUUUUUCGAAAAAGCUUUGAAUACUCUGGAGCAAAUAUCUGGAAUACACUGCCAAAUGAUGUCUCCGUCAGGCAGAAAGUCUUGCAAGCUUUAAAAGUAAAUACAUAAGUCAUUGGAGAAUGUCUUCUAUAGGUCAAAGUUCAUAAGCAAUAAUAUUAAAGUGUCAUAUUCAAAUUUUUGUAAAGUUAUUGUUCCAAAUUUUGUCUAUGAUGACUUUAUUAUGUUGUUGUUUUGUACACUGUCAUCGAAAUUGUGAGAUGUUAUGUUUAUAUCUAUUUCCUUUGUUUAAAAAUUUGUCAUGAAGCAUCUCUUCAUCUAUUAUAAAGCUUGUUUUUUGUCUCUCUUUAAUAAGAUCGUUAUGUGAUUGUCAUUAUCAACCUCUGUUUUGUUUCAUUUUGUACCGUUGUAAAUAUGUGUUUUGUAUGAGGCUCACAGGGAAGAUUGGGCAAGACCUAACUGUGUUGCCUCUAAAAAUAAAGUCUUUAUUAUUAUUA